AAUGGGCUCAUUGGAAAAUAAUCCGAACUAUGCAGGAAAUAAAGGCGAAAGGUCAAGAAUACCCCUCGAUAUGUUUUGUUAUUGACGCGUAUAAAAUAGAAAUAAAAAUCCAAAUCUUCACACUACUUGCAAAGCAGACAAACGAUUUGGGAGCGCCAAAAAACAGUUAGAGAAAGCGAUAGAGAAAAUGUCGAACGUCGAGGAAGGCAGGAGCUCCGUCACCGGUCCAUCGCCUUACAUUCAUCUGAGAGUUAAGGGACAGAAUGGAAAUGAAGAGUAUUUCAAGAUGAAGAGAGGCUCGCAAUUGAGGAAGCUAAUGACUGCUUAUUGUGAACGACAAUCAUUACAGUUUGAUGCUACUGUAUUUUUGUUUGAUGGCCGUCUCCUACGACCAGAGCAGACUCCUGACGAGCUGAAAAUGGAGGAUGGCGAUGAGAUUGAUGCUAUGUUGCAUCAAACUGGAGGUGUCGUUGGUGCUUCGUGAAGGAUGAAGAGAAAUGUAAGGCCUUGUGGUGUUUCAAUACUAAUCUGCCUGUCUGAUUCUUCUAAGUGAAGGGGUUGUAGAUAUCUCGAUUACUGGUCUAUUGGUGUCGAAUAUCCAUUUAUGGACUUUGUCAUUGAACUUGGUAUAUCACCGUAUUCUUUCCUCGGGACAAAUUAAGGAAACUCAGUAAAAUCGGAAUCUAUAGUCUAAGAUGGAUAUGGAGACAUUUUUGUUCAUCAAUAGAUGAAAAUAUAUUAGUGUUUGUAGAGUUCUAGGUCGUUAGCUUUGUGUUCUUGGUGAAUGGAGGCUAAAGGCCAUUCUGGAAUUACUAUCCUCUUAACUGCAUUUCAAAGAUGACACUUUUCUU
Molecule: messenger RNA, 851 nt
Organism: Olea europaea var. sylvestris
Lineage: Eukaryota; Viridiplantae; Streptophyta; Magnoliopsida; Lamiales; Oleaceae
Product: small ubiquitin-related modifier 1-like
Exons: 3
Coding region: 188-484 (98 amino acids)
Biological process (GO): protein sumoylation
Cellular component (GO): nucleus
Molecular function (GO): protein tag activity; ubiquitin-like protein ligase binding
Source: RefSeq, a predicted model, not a curated record